Pleuronectes platessa (European plaice) is the source of this 1529-nucleotide messenger RNA. It is a transcript of the gene mis18a, whose product is annotated as MIS18 kinetochore protein A. NCBI's taxonomy places the organism in Eukaryota, Metazoa, Chordata, Actinopteri, Pleuronectiformes, Pleuronectidae. The transcript is spliced from 5 exons. Bases 93 to 776 code for a protein of 227 amino acids. Gene Ontology annotation, biological process: chromosome segregation; CENP-A containing chromatin assembly. Gene Ontology annotation, cellular component: nucleus; chromatin; chromosome, centromeric region. The record is from RefSeq and is a predicted model, not a curated record.
AAGCCGGAAGUACACAGAGGUGACUUCUCCCCGUCGCCCACUAAGCGCCAAAGUUUGAAACUUCUUGUUUUGGUGGAAGAACCCGAAGAAAAAUGGCGGAGAGAGAAAAGGUGUCUCAGUCCAAACACCGACAGAAGAAGGUGAACAACUGCACGUUCCAGUCGACCAGCGCGGACUCCACCUUCGAGAGCCAGAAAACCUGCCCGAGAAACGGCAACAACACGUUCGAGACGUCCAGCAUCAACUCCAGUGUCGUGGAGGAGAAGCUGUUCGGUCGGCAUGAGGAAGAGGAGGCUGAGGACGGACCGGUGCUCUUCAUCUGCGGGAAGUGCAAGUCUCCUGUGGGGGACUCGCUGUCCUGGGACGGAAGUGAGGAUGGACAGAACCAGAUCCGCCUGAAGAGGGUCACUGACAACGUCCUGGUUGGAAAUGACAGUCGACUGCAUGAAGCAGGCAAAGACUCGCUCUGUCUGAUCAUGGAUCUCUUCUGUCGAGCCUGUCACUCGGUGCUGGGCAUGGUUUAUACGUCCACGCCGAAGAAGCUGGACCACAAGAGGUUUGCUUUCUGUUUCAACGUCGCAGACAUCGACAGUUAUGUGCUGGGAUCGGCGAGCCAGAUGUUGGCAGCAGAGGGCCCCAAAGAGCAGCUGGUCACACUGGAGUACAGAGCUGUGGUUGAACAACAGCUAACGGAGAUGAAAAUGCUGGUCAUGUCCAUGUCACAGAGGUUGGAGGAGAUUGAAGCUGGGGUUCAGGACGGAUAUGAUGGAGUGUGACAGUGAUGGACGACAGCUGGACGUCUGAGUGGGUCCAGGUGUUGAACUUGUGUUUUUUUAAUUUAAUUUGAUCAUAUCCUCACCUCCACCUCUACCUUGACAUUAAUGCUUCCUCCUCUAAGUCUCAUUUCGGCCACAUUCCCCUCUGGCACGUCUUGUCCUAGCCUAACCUUGUGUAGGAACAGCACGGACACACUGUGUUCUGAUUACCGAUGGUGAAACAAAGACUCCCCGCACUUGUAAUCAAUCACGUUGUCAGCUCGUGCUCCUGCGGCUCGGGGCACCGUCUUCCCGGUGUGUCUCGGUGCCGAGUGAGUGUGCGCUGAGAGCAGAAUGUUUAUUUGUGCAGGAUUUCAUCAGGCGGGCUGCACACUCAGCACAACGCCGAUCGAUCGGGCCACUGGAGGCCACCAACACUUUUCUCUUUGUUCUCCUCCUCCAGUGUGAGGCCGUGAAGGUAGAUGGGAUCACUGGGAUAUAUUUUUUUUAUAUUGCUAGAACAGAGCAACAAUGAAUUUGUAUUGACAACAUUUUAAAUAAAAGACACACCCUGUUUAAUAUUAACUGCAACAAAAAUAUUUAGGAAAAAAAUACAAUUUGUCAGAAUUUAAAUAGACAGCUGUUUGCAUCCGUUCAUUUGUUGUUGUCACAUCCUUUGUUGAUUUAUUUUGUUUGUUCAGAGUUAUACCAGUUUGGUUUUGUCUUCUGUUAUGUUUGUGUAAUAAAAUGUUUUUCAACUGUUUCCACAAAUGA